UCAAUGUGCGGUCUUAAUAAAACGCACUGGGAUCUGACUGGGAAUAGCAGAUCUCCCAGAGCCAGUGUGGGGAGAAGGGGCCAGGCUAUGCAUGUGCACCGGACUGACUAAUCUUUGGACUGCAAAUAAGGAGGAAACAAUAGAUCCCUGGCUGCCAUCCUCUAAAUACAUCUACUGGAGCUGAAAAUAAGAGAUCACUGGGGUGAAAUAAAAAUCUGCAGCUGAAACAAGUUGGAGCAUUCUUUCCCAAACUUUAUUUUUAGUAAUUGGUGAAUCACUGGAAGGAAGAGGUGAUCUCCCAUCUUUUGGUCUUGCAUAAAAAAAAUAGUUUAAAAAAAUGAGAUGUUUAAUUUUUGUGAGUUUUUGGGCAGCUCUGCUGGUUAGCGCAGGAUGCACCGUGCAGAGGAAAGGCACAGAUGGCAGCGGGAGAAGGGUUAACCGGAUUCAGCAUGGCCAAUGCACAUACACAUUCAUUCUCCCCGAGCAGGAGGUGAACUGCAAAGAGAACGGGGGCACCACUGGCCCUCUGGACAUGAAUGCCCUGCAGAUCGAUCACCCCCAAAUGGAUCAGGAUUUCUCUUCUCAGAAGAUUCAACGCCUGGAGCAUGUGAUGGAAAAUUACACCCAGUGGCUGCAAAAACUGGAAAAUUACAUUUUGGAUAACAUGAAGGCUGAGAUGGCUCAGAUGCAACAGAAUGCAGUCCAGAACCAUACAGCAACCAUGUUGGAGAUCGGGACCAACCUGUUGAGCCAAACCGCAGAGCAAACAAGAAAACUCACAGAUGUCGAAACACAGGUUUUAAAUCAGACAUCUCGACUAGAAAUUCAGCUGCUUGAAAAUUCUCUGUCUACAUACAAACUGGAAAAACAAUUAGUUCAGCAAACACAUGAAAUAAUAAAAAUUCAUGAGAAAAACAGCCUAUUGGAGAACAAAAUUAUAGAAAUGGAAGAGAGACACAAGGAUGAACUAAAUGCUUUGAAAACAGAAAAGGAAACCCUACAAAGCCUGGUGUCCCGUCAAAGCUACAUAAUCCAAGAGCUGGAGAAGCAGCUGACCAGGGCCACCAAUAAUAACAGCAUUCUGCAGAAGCAGCAGCUCGAGCUCAUGGACACGGUGCACAACCUGGUCAAACUCUGCUCAAAAGAAGGAGUUCCAUUAAAGAAUGUAAAAAGAGAAGAAGAAAAGCCAUUUAGAGACUGUGCGGAUUUGUAUCAUGCUGGCUUCAACAAGAGCGGUGUUUACUCAAUCUACAUUAAUAAUGUGUCAGAACCUAAAAAGGUUUAUUGCAAUAUGGAAACAGCAGGUGGAGGUUGGACAGCAAUUCAGCACAGAGAAGAUGGAAGUGUGGAUUUUCAAAGAGGCUGGAAAGAUUACAAAUUGGGAUUUGGCAGCCCAUCUGGUGAAUUCUGGCUCGGGAACGAAUUUAUCUUCGCAAUAACCAGCCAAAGGCAGUACUCUCUAAGAAUCGAAUUGACGGACUGGGAAGGAAAUCACGCGCAUUCACAGUAUGACAGAUUCCACAUAGGAAACGAAAAACAGAAUUACAGGUUAUACUUAAAAGGCCACAGCGGAACAGCCGGAAAGCAGAGCAGUCUGAUACUACAUGGAGCGGAUUUCAGUACAAAAGAUGCAGACAAUGACAACUGCAUGUGCAAGUGUGCUCUAAUGCUCACGGGAGGUUGGUGGUUCGACGCUUGUGGUCCUUCAAACCUGAAUGGAAUGUUCUACAAUGCAGGACAAAAUCACGGGAAAUUAAAUGGAAUAAAGUGGCAUUAUUUCAAAGGCCCUAGUUACUCAUUGCGCGCAACAACUAUGAUGAUCCGGCCAUUGGACUUCUAGUUUUAAAAAAAUUCAAUAAAAAACAACCCGAACAAUGCAAAACUGUUACCUUUUUCGAAGAUUCAAAUUACACCGGGAAGUGAAUUCCAUUAAAGCAGCUACAAAUGAUAUCAAUCAAAUCAAUUGUUUUGAUACCAACGAUACAACAACAUU
Messenger RNA from Spea bombifrons (plains spadefoot toad), 1993 nucleotides. RefSeq names its product angiopoietin 1 (gene ANGPT1). The transcript has 9 exons. Gene Ontology annotation, molecular function: receptor tyrosine kinase binding. Gene Ontology annotation, biological process: Tie signaling pathway; angiogenesis. Bases 338 to 1840 code for a protein of 500 amino acids. Lineage: Eukaryota; Metazoa; Chordata; Amphibia; Anura; Pelobatidae. The record is from RefSeq and is a predicted model, not a curated record.